GGGGGCGGCGGGAGGCGCUGGACCCUAGCACCCCAGCUCGCCUACCCCUCGCUUCCUGCGUAGCCUGGGCCGGGCCAGCAGACGCUCCGGCGGGCGCGGGGAGGCCGGGCCGGGGGCGCCACGCGCACGGCGCGAGGGGCGCGGGCUGCCGGGAGGACCGCGGAGCCGGGGCGGGGGUGGGGGGGCGCGGGCGCAUGCGCCCUGCGCCCGUGCCAUAUUGGAAUGAGUCGGAGCGCGGAGCGCCGCCGCCGCCGCCGCCUCCGCCGGAGCGCGGGUGGAGGGGGGCGGGGAGAGCUGCCGGCCGCCCGGCUCCGCCGAGCCCAGCAGGAAGGAGGGCGCGAGCGGGCAAGCGCGGGCGGCGCGAGCGGAAAAAGCGCCCGCGCGGGCGAGCAAAAAGAAGGAAAGAAAGAAAGAAACGAGCGCGAGAGGGGGAAAAGCGAGCGCUAGAGCGAGCGCGCGCGCGAAAACUCCCGGCAGAUGCUGGAUCUGGUAUGGAAGAAGUAGAAUUAAGCUGGGAAGACUAUCUAGAAGAGACAGGGUCCACAGCAGUUCCCUAUGGGUCUUUUAAACAUGUGGAUACACGUUUGCAAAAUGGAUUUGCUCCUGGGAUGAAACUGGAGGUGGCUGUGAGAACAAAUCCUGAGACCUACUGGGUUGCCACCAUCAUUACUGCCUGUGAGCAGUUGCUUCUCCUCCGCUAUGAUGGCUAUGGAGAGGACCGGAGAGCAGACUUCUGGUGUGACAUCAGGAAGGCUGAUCUCUACCCCAUUGGGUGGUGUGAGCAGAAUAAGAAGACCCUUGAAGCUCCGGAAGGCAUCAGAGAUAAAGUGUCUGAUUGGGAUACGUUUCUGCGGCAGACUGUGAUAGGAGCUUGUAGUCCCCCUGUUUCGCUGCUAGAGGGCCUCCGCAAUGGACGGAAUCCCUUAGAUCUCAUUGCUCCAGGAUCCAGGCUAGAAUGCCAAGCUUUUCGGGACACUUUAAGCACGUGGAUAGUUACUGUAGUAGAAAACAUUGGGGGACGACUGAAGCUGCGUUAUGAAGGAGUUGAAAGUCCCAACAAUUUUGAACAUUGGUUGUAUUACUUGGAUCCAUUUCUUCAUCAUGUUGGUUGGGCUGCUCAACAGGGAUAUGAGCUUCAGCCUCCAUUAGCCAUCAGACAUCUGAAAAAUGAAACUGAGUGGCAGGAGAUUUUGGCUAAAGUGAAAGAGGAAGAGGAAGAGCCAUUACCAUCUUACUUAUUUAAGGAUAAACAAGUUAUUGGCAUUCAUACAUUCUCUGUAAAUAUGAAAUUGGAAGCUGUGGACCCCUGGUCUCCUUUUGGGAUCUCUCCUGCUACAGUCGUUAAGGUUUUUGAUGAGAAGUACUUUCUGGUGGAAAUGGAUGACUUGCGACCUGGGGACCAUGCACGGCGAUCGUUUGUAUGCCACGUCAACAGUCCUGGCAUCUUUCCUGUGCAGUGGAGUCUGAAGAAUGGUCUACACAUCAGCCCGCCUCCAGGCUACCCACACCAGGACUUCGACUGGGCCGACUACCUCAAACAGUGUGGUGCUGAAGCUGCUCCCCAGAGGUGCUUUCCUCCGUUAAUUUCUGAGCAUGAGUUUAAGGAGAACAUGAAGCUUGAGGCAGUGAACCCUCUUUUUCCUGAAGAAGUAUGCAUUGCCACCAUUACUGCAGUGAGAGGGUCCUACCUGUGGCUGCAGCUGGAGGGUUCUAAGAAGCCUAUACCCGAAUGUAUUGUGAAUGUGGAAUCCAUGGAUAUAUUUCCUUUGGGCUGGUGUGAGACCAAUGGCCACCCCCUCAGCACUCCUCGCCGGGCACGAGUACAUAAACAGAGGAAAAUUGCAGUGGUUCAACCAGAAAAACAAGUACCAUCCUCCAGGACUGUCCACGAGGGCCUGAAGAGUCAGGAGUCAAACUCCACUGACUCAGUUAUGGUUAAUGGAAAAUAUUGCUGUCCAAAGAUAUACUUCAACCACCGUUGCUUCUCAGGGCCAUAUCUUAACAAAGGAAGAAUUGCUGAGCUGCCUCAGUGUGUAGGACCUGGGAACUGUGUUCUGGUCCUCAGAGAGGUCCUCACUUUACUUAUCAAUGCAGCCUAUAAACCUAGUCGUGUCCUUCGGGAGCUCCAACUGGACAAAGACUCGGUGUGGCAUGGAUGUGGGGAAGUCCUAAAAGCCAAAUAUAAAGGAAAAAGUUAUCGGGCUACUGUUGAGAUAGUGAAAACAGCAGAUCGGGUAACUGAAUUCUGCCGGCAAACCUGUAUUAAACUGGAAUGCUGUCCUAACCUCUUUGGUCCGCGGAUGGUUCUGGAUACAUGUUCUGAGAACUGCUCUGUACUUACAAAGACCAAAUACACACACUAUUAUGGAAAGAAGAAAAAUAAAAGAAUUGGAAGGCCACCUGGUGGGCAUAGUAACUUAGCUUGUGCCCUGAAAAAAGCCAGUAAAAGGAGAAAGAGACGGAAAAAUGUUUUUGUUCAUAAGAAGAAACGUUCCUCUGCAUCUGUUGAUAAUACCCCAGUGGGCUCACCCCAGGGAAGUGGAGGUGAGGAUGAAGAUGAUGCAGAUGAAGGGGAUGAUGAUUCCCUAAGUGAGGGCAGUACAUCUGAGCAGCAGGAUGAACUACAGGAAGAGUCAGAAAUGUCAGAAAAAAAGUCAUGCUCCUCUUCUCCCACCCAAAGUGAGAUAUCCACCUCACUGCCCCCAGACAGACAAAGGAGAAAAAGAGAGCUUCGCUCUUUUUCAUUUUCUGAUGAUGAAAAUAAACCUCCUUCACCAAAGGAAAUAAGGAUUGAAGUUGCUGAAAGGCUUCACUUGGAUAGUAACCCCCUGAAGUGGAGUGUGGCGGAUGUUGUGCGGUUCAUCAGAUCCACGGAUUGUGCUCCAUUAGCAAGAAUAUUCCUAGACCAGGAAAUUGAUGGGCAGGCCCUGUUGCUCCUUACCCUUCCCACUGUUCAAGAGUGCAUGGACUUAAAAUUGGGCCCUGCCAUCAAGCUUUGCCAUCACAUAGAAAGGAUCAAGUUUGCUUUUUAUGAGCAGUUUGCCAACUGAGAAGGACAACCAAAGUAAGCUGGAUCUUUGAAGCACAAAUGCAGCAAAUCCUUCGCCCUGCUCUUGAAGUGGAGCUGAAAUAGACCUGGGGCUCUGGGCCCUGCAGGUGUCGGCUUGCUCUCUUUGCACUUUCAGGGAAGGAGGACUCAUACCGAGGAAGCAAAAAACGGCACAAAAAUGACUCUCCUGCCAUUGGAAACGUGGACAUUUCAUGUUCGGCAGAUUAUACGUUUUUUAAAAAAAUAAAGGUUGUGAGGAAAAAAACUCAUAAGAAGAAUAAGCAUUUCCAGUAGUGUAGCCUGAAAACAGAAUAAUCUGGGCAGCUGGAUAGCACUGUUGUGGUUGUUUCUUUUCAUUCUGUUCUUUCCCACUGUAGACUGAACUUUGUUCUCUGCUUCUCUUUCUUGGGAGGAGAGGACAUAGCUUUAAGUCAGCACUGAUUUAGGACUGCCUAAGGCACAUCAGUGCUUCAUUGUCAUUGUGUUUUUAAGCUUUUUAAAAUUAAAACAAUUAAUUUUGGGGAUGAUUAUGUGGCUCUAGGGUUUUGAAUGUAUAGUCACACUUUGAUCCAUUUUUAAAAUCUAUUCUUAAGAGUUCCUUUGUUUACUACCUCUGUUGAUAAUUGAGCUUACAGCCAUGAAUGAGGUUUUUUGUAUGAUGUCAUUUUUAAGCUUCGUGAACACUAAUACUAUAACAGAAUUUGAAGGGGGAAAAACACUGUUUGCUUUCUUAAAAACAUUGUAUGGACACUUAAACCAGUUUUUUAACUGACCUGCCCUAAGAACUCUGCUGUCAUUGUUUUUUAUCUUGACCCAGCUCUGGCUACCUGUGUUUAAGUAGCCUUACAAGCAUUGUUGGUAUUUCAGUUUAAUUGCUUUCUCCCUGUUAGGUCUCAGAGGGGUGUAAAUGGCUUUUAUUUUGUAUUUACUUUUCUCUAGAGUUGUUUGUCUACCUCUGUUUCAUUUCUAGAGUCCUUUGGGUGAAAAUCAGUAGGUGUUCCUUAAACCCACUGUAAAGCCCAUUUCCCGUGCUUUCUAGGUAUUUCCAGGUAAACAGUUAGAAGCACAAAGAGAAAAUGUGAUUUUGGGGGUGCACAGAGCAUGAAUUUCCUGAUGGAGUAUCCUCAGUGAUAGGAUAAAGAUUGAGAGGUGGUUAAGGAGUCUGGAAACCUCUUUGCCUAGCCACAUUUGCUUUUCUUUACCUAAACCUUUAAAUUGAAUGUAAUUUACAGUCUGAGGAUUCUCACUUAACACUCAGUAUUCUUUUAGGUGUUUCUUUGGAUUCAGCUCACAUUGACAUGAAAUUCCAGAAGAAUUUUCACUUAUGAUUGCAUUGGUAGCUCUUAUAGAAUAACAGCACUUCUUUAUACUGUUCUAACCAUGGAGAAUGAGGAAAGACAUACAUAGAUUGCCUCCCUUAUAUGGUUUGCUUUGCCGUUUAUUUAUUUAUUUAUUUAUGUUUUAAUUGUCCUAGUCACCUGCAAAUUUAUAACCUAAUCAUUCCUCCUUGAGAAUUAUGAAAAUGUUUUAAAACUGCUAACUGGGUAAACUCUGAACAACUAUAAAAAUAUAAGGCAAUAUUAUUACAAAUUUAAACUGAUUGUGAUUUUUUUUUUCCUUUUCUCUACCCAACACGCUCUUAUUUUUGUGUACCUUGGCAGUUUAUAGUCUGGAUCCUCUUUUCAUUGGAUAAUUCAUGAGCCACCUGAACUCAGGUUCUCUAACCAAAUCAUAAAGCACUAACUUUGCUUAGGCUACUAACAUAUAUUUGGAAAUCAGCUCCAGAAGUAAAAGUUAAUGUAUUUGAACUUAUUCAGAGAUCCAGUUUUUAAAAUUUCGAUUAAUUGUAUAUCCAUGGAGAAGAAACAUACGAUGCUAGCAAACAACAGCAUCAAAGGAGGUGGUAUUGGGGUGAUGGUUAUCUUGUUUAAUAAUGUUUCCCAGAAGCUCAGCACUCAAGGCAGUAGGUCAAAAGAGGGUUCCUUGAGGAAGAGCAGUGGAAUGCAAAACUUCUGGAAUUAAUGUUUAGGGCCUCCCAUCAUUGUCUUAUUUAGGAAAAUGAAAUAUAAGAGGGCAUUUUCCAAAUAUAACAACAAUGAAUGUUAUUUUGCCUGUCUUCUUGACUUCUUAAGAAAUGACAGAAUUUAGGACCACCUCUUUUCACAGAUGAGGAGCUGAAACCCCUGAAAGGUGAAACACACUGCCCAGAGUGGUCUGUGAUCUGGAUAGGUUUGGGGAACAACAGGCUUGUCUAUACCAUGAUUAUUCAGGCUUAGCUUUCUCCUAGAGAAAGGCUGGCCCUAAAUUGACCAGUGAGUUGAUUUUCCUGCACUAUGUCUUGCCUUCUACUGGAAUACAGUUUAUUGGACAAUCACUUUAAAAAAGAAUUAUAUUCCUCAGUCCCUAGUUCCAGAUACUACAUAUGAGAAGAUAAUGAGAAUUUAAUUUGGCACAGGGCAUUUUUUUUAAAAAAUUGAAUAUCAUCCUCUUAAACUGGAAAAGUUGACCUACCAUAUUAGAAUAUAACUACUAUAUCAGUGUGCUGGGGAGAUCUUUUACUGCACAUGCAUAUUUGCUCUGACAUUUUAACUAUAUUUUGUGUGCUUCUAGGACUCAGCUAUUUUUAUUUGUGAACCAUCUUUAUCUUUCUCAUAGCAGAGUUUGAAGGGACUAAUGUACAGAAUGCCUUAAUGGGGACUUUUUACCCUGUAUUUAGCAAUGUGGGUGGUUCCUGGUAUCUAUGACAUAAAUUUAUGAGGUCAAGAAAGGGUAUUUACCAACCUCUAGAAACAGUGAUCUUCUUGGUAAAUAUUUAUUGAAUUAUGAUACAGACAUAGAAAGCCAAUCAGAAUUUGGCCUUUAUAUGUCUUUUUUCCUGGAAGUAAAAUUAUUCUCACUGUGAGAGGACAUUGGACCAAAGCUUUUUAAUGAAUACAUUUUACUUGCUCUGUAGAACCAAUCCAUUCACUAGGUGGUACUGAAUAUAGCUUAAAAGCUCUAGGAGACCCCAGAUAAGGUAGGACUCAGAACUGUUCCUUUCUCAAGCAAACAACUCUUUCCAAGGAACACAGAACAUCAGGAAAUUUCGAUUGGGACACUGUGAAAACUGUCCCUGUCACUUACAUUUACUUGGCAUCUAUCACCAAAGACUUAUAUUUAAGACACCCCUUUACUGGUUUGAUUGAUUUCCACCAAAGCCUUAGGUUUGAACUCUGGUCCUAUAUUGGGGGUAUUCCAUAUAUGAGCAUGUGUACAAGUUGAAAAAUAUUCUGUUACCAGUAGGAAAUAUGUUGGCUUACAAAAAUGAAGAGAAAUGCACCACUAACAGAAGUGGAAAUAUAAAUCGUGGUAAGGACCAGGUACUCUCGUAUUAAAUUUUUAGUGUUUUUGGUCCUGAGUCUUAUUGUAAGUAACUGGGUUGUCAUGGCUAUGGUGCUGGCUUAAAAACUGUAGGACAGAGAGAUUCCUGCAAAACCAAAAAGAAAUAAAUCACUUUCCUGCCACUAUAAUUCUUCCUAGACUUUAUUCACUCUAAAUAUUUUACUAGUAAAUUUUGAUAACAUCCUUGUGUGAAAAUGUACUUACUUAGGAAAUUUGAAUUUAUCCAAAUAAGCUACCUAAUGGACUUGGAAUUUUGGUGUAGAGUUCUAAACUCUAAGCUCAGUCCAAAUGAAUGUGGCUUUAAGACCACUGACUUGGGAUGUUUUCCUUAGUACUUGUCUCAAACCACACAGGUAGCCUUGUUUCUGAGGGCAGCCUUAGGGAUGAGGUAUAGAAGAUAGUGGUAGUGCACUUUAAAAAAAAGUGCCUAUUGAUUGUUUUGGCUAUAGUGUAUAAGAAGUCAGAUUUUCAAAAGAGCCAGCAAAACCAGGAUUGGAGGGUUAAGGGGAUGGAGAAGGCCUAAAAGGCUCUCCCCUUAUGCUUUUUCUGACUGCUUUGUCCUGGUGCAGAGGCCUAUCACAAAGGAAUGUUGUAAAAGGGAAACAAGUCACAGCCUUGCUGGACAAGUCUUCAACAUCAGCAUUAAAGCUCAGACCUGAGCCAUGGGAGGCAAAAGAUAAUGCUGACUAGUGAAAUGGUGCCACCAUUGCUGAUGGGGUGGGGUGCCUAUUCUCAGGAUGUGUGGAAAUUUGGGCCUCAGGGUUUCUGCAUGGUUUGUUCAAUCUGUUUGCCUAGCUUGGCAGAAUGAAGGUGGUCCAAUAGUGUUGAAAGGAUGCUUUGGGAUUAAAUCAAGUCAUAAAGCAGAUGAUUGAGGGAGGUUACAACGUACAAAGUUAAAGCUGGGUGGUCCCUUAACUCUUGCGAGAAUCCUGGUGAAAGGUAGUUGAAUGAAUGUUUCUCUUGAGAUUUUAAGUGUUCAUGUCUUUUCCUCUCCCCAUCUCCCCUUCUUCCUUUUUUUGGUUGGGUAUUUCUAAAGACAAUCAGAGACCUGCCAGGGAGCCAUGGAGAGACUCCUGACUGGUUACAGCACUGUCCUUAGACCUCUUUCUAAUCCUAACUCAUUGGAAUUGAUGCACUUUGUUUAAUGUACCUUGCUUUUUUUUUUUUUUUUUUUCUUUUCUUUUUAAAACUGUUUGGAACAAAAUGAAAUGCUUAUUGCUUGCUGUUUCUCCUCUUAACUUAAAAAAGUUACGCAUUGAAGGUAAAGAACACGUAAGGGGAAAUAUGCAGAAGAAUUCCUUUUAAAUAACUCCCAUCCAGUUUGAUGGUAUACUUCAAAGGAUUAAAAAAAAACUAUUUUGGAUGAAUAUUUGUGUUUUCCUUUUCUUUUUGGUAAAUAAGUUUAUAUAAGCUUGUGGCAUAUUAUGACAGUUUUAAAUGGUUGUGAGAAAAUUAAAGGAAAUAGGUCUUAAGCUCUGUUUAACUUUUAACUUAAUUUGUGCUGAUUUGACAGUAAGGAGGACAUUUUGACAAGAGUACAUUUGUCAAAAUUCUUUCUAGUGGGACCUCAGAAUCAAUUCUGAGUGAAUGAGAAAGUUCCUUCCUACUAAUAAAAUUCCAGAAUUCUUCCCCUUCUUGCUGUCUUGUCCUUUCCCCUCCAGAUUUAGAUACUUUUUUAUUUCAGCUCAGGAAAGGUAGGAAGAACAGAAUUCCUGGCAUUGGGGAUUCUACUCCUGAUCUCUAAAAUGUAGUUCUUAUUCUCCAGAGGCAUUGAGGAUUCAUCCACAUUUCAAUGUGCAGAGCAGUGCUGUGUUCAACUUCAGUUUUCAGCCUUAUGUGCAAGUUUUCCCUGAGCUGUCUGUGUGUUCAAGCAACUAAUAGUCUCCUUAUGCCAGUCACAAUUUCCUCUGCUUUAAGACAUAUCCUCUUGUUCAGUUCUCUAUGAACAAGUACUGUUAAUCGUCAUGGGUCCUCAUAAUAUCCCUCUUGGACUUGAAGGCAGGGAUGCAAUUUUAAUUUUCCCAUAUCCACUUAUUUUCUUAACCAGAUUUUCUGUAUUUACUUGUGGUCAAUAUUUGUGGAGAAUUUUUAAAUUUAUAAAUUAAAACUCAG
Molecule: messenger RNA, 8542 nt
Organism: Sciurus carolinensis (gray squirrel)
Lineage: Eukaryota; Metazoa; Chordata; Mammalia; Rodentia; Sciuridae
Gene: Sfmbt1
Product: Scm like with four mbt domains 1
Exons: 20
Coding region: 195-3050 (951 amino acids)
Biological process (GO): regulation of DNA-templated transcription
Cellular component (GO): nucleus
Molecular function (GO): transcription corepressor activity; histone binding
Source: RefSeq, a predicted model, not a curated record